Messenger RNA from Wallemia mellicola CBS 633.66, 1774 nucleotides. RefSeq lists its product as hypothetical. NCBI's taxonomy places the organism in Eukaryota, Fungi, Basidiomycota, Wallemiomycetes, Wallemiales, Wallemiaceae. The record is from RefSeq and is a predicted model, not a curated record. The transcript has a single exon. The coding region runs from base 20 to 1735 and encodes 571 amino acids.
GCCACCUUGAGAAAAUAUCAUGGUCGCACUCAACUUAUACAAAUCUAUUAGAUCACGCCCAAGUUCCCCAGACACCAGACCGAGCACUCAUGCCCUCUCUAGGGGCGGCUCAGAACCCACCAAAUACCGCUUUAAGCACACAAAUUCAGCACCAUCACCUUCACCUUCCUUGUCAGCUAUUGAACCAUCAGCUGGAUCAGGAGAAUCCACUUACAUUGCAAUGGUUUCAUCCCGUUUAUUAGAUGGGGUAAAUAAAAUAUUCAUGUCCUCAAACACUUCACUUUCAGGUCCAUCAGACGGGGUACCAUAUAAAAAUAGAAGAUCACCUAAGAAAGCAAAUGUUUAUGCGCUUGCUAAUCAAAUAGUACAAGAAUUAGAAGUUGCUAAACAUGACGUAUACCUCUUAAGAGCAGUUGCUAGACAAGUACAUCGUUACUUAAGCGUAUUUUCAUCUCAAUUAGAUCCACUUCUUGCUAUGGUUUGUGCUGAUCCAGCGUUUAUAAACGUCUGUAAUCCAAAUCACUCACCUACACAAUCUCAAACAGCGAACCUUAACAAUCCACAGUCAAAUAAUACACGGAAUAGUCCAUCACCACCUCCACCUACACCUUUACCAAUGCUACCUCCACAACAAACCAUCAACAAUGCUCAGCAAUUUGCAUUCGAGUUGGCUCACACAGCUUGGAUUAUUAAAAACACUAUAAUUGGUGCAUUUGAAGAUGGUAUUAUACCUUUAUUAGCAAAGGAUUUAAUUAAAGAUGGCUUAGAGAAGCUCGAUGGACACGUUAUUAGAGUUGUUAACCCAACAAUAAAAUCCCUUCGCUCCUAUCUUGGUUUUAUUGCUUCGGCUUUACGUGAAUCUUAUCCAGAGAGUAAUACAAUUACUCGUAAGAAUGGCAUCGAUUUCAAUCCGCUUCCUCAGCACCUUAAAGCCCUUUCUAAGGGUAUGGAUGCAGCCAAAAAGAUAUUGAUCAAAAUGGUAGGACCUUGUAAACCUGAAGGUGAAGCUUGGGUUGCAAGAAUAACAGUACACUUAAUUUGGUCAGCUAUGUUAGCCUUUAGUGUAAAAAAACCGAUCAAUAUACAAUUAAAUGGCAAGCAAGUUAAGAAAUCAGCGACACCUUCAUCUGAUGGUACAGCAAAAUCAAGAAAUGGUUCUCCUACACCAAUUCAUUCAGCUAUAGGAAGAGUUGCCGCUGUAUCUAAACCACGUACGCCAAGUCCAGAUGCAAACCUUCAUGAAGCUAUUGAUCAUGGUAACAGUAUAAUCGUAGCUGAAAUGGAAGUGUUUACAAGGUUAAUAGAGAAGUUUGUAGACGGUUUAAUUGACCUUAGUGAAGUUGAAGCAGAUGGCGAACUUGAGCCAAAUUCUAUUGCACUUGCGAGGAGUGCGCUCAAGGAAUCGAUCGAGAGUUUGAAAUCAAUGAAAUCAUUCACAAUGGAACUUACUGAUAAGUCUAAUUUACCAGAGAAAUUAGAUUUGCCUAUCGAGUUACCAAAAGUACUAGCAUUGCACUUGUUGAUAGUCAGAAAAGCAGGUCUACCUAAAACGCCGGACAGAAUAUGGAAGUGGAGUUGGGAUGCCUAUGCGGAUGGUAUCGGAGGAUUCGGUGGUGCUAUUAGAUGGCAAUCAGCUGUCUUUAAAGUAGUUGAAGCGGCUAUCGUCAAUGAAGAACGUAACAGCGAUAAUGAUUGCUGGAAUAGGCUGAUAUUUGAUUUAAUACGUUGUGAUUGACUAUCUAUUUUAAUACAUUCCUUUUAUUUCUUUGUUUCA